This is a messenger RNA of Oryzias melastigma (Indian medaka), 1416 nucleotides long. RefSeq names its product baculoviral IAP repeat containing 5b (gene birc5b). The record is from RefSeq and is a predicted model, not a curated record. The transcript is spliced from 5 exons. Bases 53 to 568 code for a protein of 171 amino acids. NCBI's taxonomy places the organism in Eukaryota, Metazoa, Chordata, Actinopteri, Beloniformes, Adrianichthyidae.
UGUUGUGACACUAACACUUGUUGGGUUGAGUUGUUUUUUUUGUUGGUGAAAUAUGGCAAGCAUAGAGGUGUUAACAGAGAGAUUCGCCACUUAUGACAUAAUGUACAGUCAGGAUUUGAGGGUACAGAGCUUUGCUGAUUGGCCUUUCAGAGAAGAAUGUAACUGCACACCUGAAAAGUUGAUUAAUCAGGCCUUGCAUGGGCGAACAUCCCUCUUCAUUGUUAUCAGUCACAACGUGCUUCCUCUUCAGAUGGCUAAAGCUGGCUUUGUCCACUGCCCCAGUCAGAAUGAACCUGAUGUUGCCUGCUGCUUCUUUUGCCUGAUCGAGCUGGAGGGCUGGGAACCAGACGAUGAUCCUUGGACAGAGCAUGCAAAACGCUCCCCAAACUGUGGAUUCUUAUCUAUGAAGGAAACCUUCAAUGAGCUGACUGUGUCUGCAUUCUUCAACCUGGAAAAAGAGAGGCUCAAAGUCUUUAUUAGAAAAAUCUGUCACAAGAAGAUGGCGCAAAUGCGUGACGACAUGCUUCAUGUUGUUGAAGGGCUUAAAUCUCAGCUAGAAUCCCUUUGAUUAUUCUUUUGAAAUUUCAGAUCCUGCAGGAACUUUAGUGAGCACCUUUGCAGUACCACCUUCAACCACAAGAUGGUGCUUUAGACCUUAAACUGUAACCUGAUCACUGAAAAGGGGCUUUGUUAAAUCCUCAGUUUCACUGGAAUUUUUAAUUAAUGCCAACUAAAACGUAAAUUCGCAUUGAGAGGGAUUAUAAUGAAGCGUAUAUUCCUCCUACUCUCCCCCCCCACCCCCAACCAAAUACUCACCAUUUUCAUGAAUGUGCCACCAUCUCAACCAUGUCUUUUCAAACCUUGACCCUGGACAGAUGGCCUGGAGCCCCUCCUUUUGAAUACCAACUGUUGCCCCAGUAACAUCUGUUACAUAUAGGAGGACAGUGUGCACCAUGAGCUUGGCUGGACACUUGACAAACUCCUAAGAUGAAAAACAAAAAACUCUGGCAGUGAACAUGCAGCUGACGGUGCAAGAAAGUCGGAAGGUGCUGAUGCGACAAAUCCAAGAAGAUGCUGCUGGACAGUACCGCUUUAGAAUUUUAAGAAUCAAAGAUUUUCUUUGCCAAACCUAUGGAAGAAUUCGUUUAUGAUGCAGCAAAGACUAUAUUUUAGCUUCAGGUCAUGUUUGAUUGUUGAGUGAAAUGAAUAAAGUACUAGAUUAAAGAUGCAGCUCUUUCUCCAAUGUUCCUCUAUUCUGGAUUAACGUCUAAUGUAACACUCUGGCCACUGAGCUCAGAUCAGCUGCUUAAUUCUCCUUUAUCCGCUCAAUGCAGGGCGAAUUGAAGAGAAUAUUUUUAGACGAAGUAAAAUACUCGAUGUGAUGCAACAAUUCUAAUAAAACUGUUGUGUAUCUGA